AUAUUUUCAUAGUUUUCCAAAAUAUAAUAUAUCAAUUUAUUUAGCAUAUAUUCUAAUAAAAUUAUAUAUUAUCAAAUAUCAAUCAUGAAAUCAGUUCUCUCAAAAAAGACAUCUUGACCAAUUAAACUGAUUCGCUGCGACUCAUUAGUGGAUCUCGUAAUCCUUUUUCCUUUGCAAGUAUGUCAACAUAGCUUCAUUAUCAUUAUGAAUGAUGCAAAAAGGAACAAUCCACUAGAUUUGCAUAGCAAUAACGAAAAAAAUUUGGGCGAAAUGAAUCAACACACACCAUACCUUAGUAACAGAACCGAAAUGGGGACUAAAGACAUAUUUGCCCAUCGCUUAACCUUUUUUAACGAUUUCAAAAACUCGAACGAUUUAUAUGCGGCCGCCCUUAAACUAUACAACCUGAAUAAUCUCUCACAACUUAAUACGCAUCACAACACAAUGUCCCAUAGUGAUAUAAAAUCGGGAAAAGAUAUGACUAAUUGCGAAAGUGAGAAUAUCGAUGAGUCCAGAGAAAUUUCUGUGGGUGAAUCUAUUGAAAGAGCUAUUCACAAAUGCCUUGGUCAGCAAGAUACACUUGAGAGCGUUAAUCGAGGAGAAAGCCUGAAAUAUUUUAGUUCAAACAUCCAAAACAGCGAUUUGCUCGUGCAACACCAGCAACAAGAGUCUGGUAACGAGAUAUUAAAUCUCAAGAAAAAAAAGUCGAAACCUACCAUAUCUUCCGUAGGUUUUGAACAUAUUUAUAAAUAUCCGAGUAGCAAUAUUACUGUUUACCACGAUAAGAGGAUCCCUAUUACCGAUUGCAAUUAUGAUGGCCAUGAAUCUAAUGUUAAAGGUCUAACAUCUAAUGGAAAUGCAAAAACCUUAUCCACUGCCAAAGAACUAGAUGAUAAUCCUUUUUUAGAUCUUACUUAUCCCAAUUCGUUUCCAUUCUUUUGCAGAACUCCUAACAUAGUUAAUUAUAGCCCUAAUAAUCUAACUAUAGAUAACGGAACUCAUAACUUCAAUCUCUCACACAAUGAAAAAGAAAAAACAUACUAUAGUCUAGCUGACAGGAAUGACAACAUAAACUUUAUAAGUUUUUCCAACAAUCCCAAUCAAGUAUUAUCGGGAUUUAAUUAUAAAUAUAACGAGGAAUUUUCCGCCUUCGCAACUGGUUUAGGCACCUCACACUAUAACUUUAUUCCCCUUAAAAACACAUCAAAGCCUCUCAAUUUUUUCUUUCCCUCUCUACCUUUCAAUAACACGAAUAGUUUUUACAAUAUUAAUAGCCUAAAUAGUUCAGAUAUCUACAACACAACAGCCACAACUUCACAAAAUUUUAAGACUACGCUCGAUGGCUCAAAUCCCACAGACAACAAUAUAUUAUUUAAUAUUAAUUUAGAUAAUAGCACAUAUAAUAAUCCCAACAAUAAUAAUGUGGAAGAUAAAUAUUUGAUACAUAGAGAUAACAAUCGACCCAAGAUAUUUCAAAAUUAUAGCGAAUCUCAUUUAGAAGCCGUAGAUGAUCACUUCAAGGAAUCCUUAUUUAAAAUAUCCAAUAGUAACCCCACUUACACAUUUUCAAAUGACAACCCUAAAUUAAGUAUCACGUCUCAUCACGUGCGCAAUUACCAGAAUGGCAAUAAAGGCGUGAAUUCCUUUACUAAUAACGCCGAUAAAUUGCAAGAGACAUACAUGAAUUUAUUGCUGCCCAAUUUUUGUAAUGGAAAGAGCAAUUAUCUGCACGAAAAUGAUGUAAUAGAUAAUAAAUGCAAUGAAAAUGUCUCUAAAUCAAAUAAUUGCGAUAAAUUGCUGGACUCUGGGUACAUGAUGAAAUAUAUCAAUAAUUUAUUACUCUCGAACACCACCUUGAUAUGUCCUAACAAUAAUAAUGUCCCCAAUUUCAAUACUAGCCUGUUUGCCAACAACAAUUUUUCCAAAUCCGACAAUUUCAAUACGCCAUAUCUUUAUAACAAUCCCGAGAAUAAUAAAAUAAUUCACAAACUGAAUAAUUAUUCCAAUAAUCUCUCAUCUUUUAAUAAUCCAUAUAUCAGCUGUUAUAAUAACACGGACAUUGUUAAUAACAAUAUUUUCCGUAACUUUUUUGUUCACUCCAACAACAUCCCAAAUUUAAGCAUCAAUCAAAAUGAAGCCCUGCCUUUCAUGCCAUCCUCCCUUAUGGCUCCACACUUACUAACUCACAAUUUUCCGCUUUCAUUUCCUUAUCUACCCACACUCACGCCUCACCAUGUUCCACCUUUUUACAUGUUGAAUGGUAUCACGAAUCAUGCACAGAAUAAUAGACUUCAACAACCUAAAUGUAAUGGUAUUGAUAAGGAUCAAAAACAAUUUAUAAUGGAUAAUAAAAAUGAACGUAAUCAUAUAUCUAAUAAAAUAGACCAGCCAUUAAAUCUCAGUCACACUAAUUACAGUAUCGGAACUCAUCGUCUUAAUAAAACACCAUCAAAGGAAAUUCCCAAAGACGCAUCUCCUAGUAGUGCAAAAAGCCUGAUAACAACCCUGCAUAGCCCGCUUUUAAUGACGGAUGAUCUCUCGAAAAUUAACAACUCUUUCCAGAGCUUCAUAGAAAAAGCUGUUCAUUCUGCGUUUCUUUGUAACGACGAUCACGAACAUGGUUAUAAGGAUGUUAAGGAAGGCUAUAAGCUCGUUGGGAAAAAAAUUAAAAAAGAAAGUUUCAAACCUUCAACUACCAAAAUUUUGAAUGACGAUAGAAAAAACACAUAUCCAAAAUCUUAUACUCACCAAAUUUCUUAUGAUAAAAAUAGCGACCCCACUAUUUCAGAAAUACCAUGUAACAAUAGUGAGGCUAGCAAAACAAAACUUGAAAGCAUGGAAGAAACUAGCGAUCAAAAUGAUUCGCUUAUAAUUCACAAGAAGUUAAAGUUGAAACACACAUGGUUUCAUAGGUACUCCAAUCAGGCUGAAGAAGAUUUUAUUAACACUAACGCAAAUCAAACUAAAAUCUUAGAUAAAAUUGAAUUAAUAGAUGAAUAUUGUGACCGAAAUAUAGGUCACAUUCAUAAUAAAACGUAUAACGCAUCGGAAUAUAAUUUCGCGUCCCCGGAUAAAACGUGUUUAAUACCGACUUUAUAUUCUAGCACCACUCCAUUUGGAAAGGGAGAAAUUCUUAUCAAGAAUAAAACUACUAAAAACUCUAAUAAUAACAAUAAUUUAAAUAACUCCAAUGAAAAAAGAGGUCGCGGCAGGCCACGCAAGGACCUUGGCUCGAUAUCUUUCACUAAUUUUAACCCUGGUGGAUAUUUAGAUAUGACCACCUCAAAUCACGAAUACAAUAUGCAGACUUUUAAUACGCAAAUUCGUGGCGGUGAUAAUGAACUGUCAGCAAAAGUAUCUGAACUUAGAGUAAACAAGCCUCAUGGUACUUUUUCAUAUGCUAGUUCUGAUUUGAUAAGUCUUACAACUUGUAGUUAUAAAAAUGUUGAAUUAUUCCCCAACAGCUUUAAUCAAAAAAGUUUUGUCAACAAACAUAUUCAUAACGAUUCUAAUAAUUUGCUCACCAUAAAAAGUGUCAAUGAUAACACAUAUGAAACAUUUCUCCAAAAAGAAAUUUGUAACAAUAUAAUCCCCAAACUUCCUAAAUGCUGGGAAUGUAAAUUAUCGUCUUCUCAAAAACUCGAGCGCCCGAACAUUUUUUGCCGUUUUUAUGCAUUUAGAAAACUCAAAACAAACGGCAAGGGUGGCUUAAGCGUCGCUGGGUUUUCCGAAACCCACGAAGCUAACUCGGACGAUCUACGUGUGUGGUUGCCCUUCCCAUCAUCAUCUUUAAAUAUGGAUAAUGAUAAUCAUCUCAAAAACUCCGAGUCUGACGCCCUGUAUUUGUUUAAAAACGUGAUACCCCAUUUUUAUAACAUUAUCGAGGCGGAGGCGCUAGCUCUUCAAACCUUUUACGACCUAUGUACUUCGAAUCGCUGCCUAUCAAGUUGUCUUUCCAAUCAUUCUAAUGUUCUUCCAUCAACCCUUACUCCAUGUCCUGUACCCUUAUUGAACAAUCUUGUUUACGAUUUGCCGCUCAAUCCUAAAGGAUCAGGGGCCAUUAAGAGUGCGUGGAAAAACCCCGUUGAAUUUGUGAGAGAAAUGUGCGAUGUAUGCCAGACCACCUUGUUUAACAGGCAUUUAGUGUGCCCUAGGUGCGGCUUUUCGGCUUGUUUGGAUUGUUUCUUAGCCAAAAAAACUUACGAAAAUAAUCAUCGUCAAAAUUUGUCAAGUCCUAGCUCUAGUCUUACCGAUAUCAAUAAUUAUAAUAAUAUAUUUAGUGUUGAUAAUGUUACCAUUGAUUAUACUUGCUCUAUUAACGAUGAAAAUUUACUGAGGGAUGAUAAAAUACUCAACUUUGAUAAUGGGACCAGCAUUGAAAGAGAUAAAGAUAUAACGUCAAUCGAUUUUAAACCGGAUAUAAUGAGUGUUGAUAAGAUGCACGAAAUAUUUCCUUGGCCCGCAUGUACCAAUAAGCAAAGCCACGAAACUUGGAAAUUAAUGCCAACACAUAUUAUACCUAACAUAGCGUUAACCGAAAUAAUCCAAACUUGUGAAAAGCUAUCAGUCAAAUAUAAUUUAAAACGGUCACUUAGUGAUGAAAAUUGCUUUAGAAAAACUUCCAUCAAUGGUAAAAUUUCACAACCGCAAUCCAAAUUUAUUAACGGGUUUUGCAAGAAAUCAUUUUUCGAUUUUUCCAAGUUAUUUUUUCAACAAAACUUCCACAAUACCACGGAGAAAAAUGAUACCAAUAUCGAUUAUGCUAAAAAUAAUUCAACCAAUAGCAAUUCUUCACUCAGAGUUUUGGCCGAUGUAGCGUUGAAAAACACUUCUUACGAUAUUUCUGAAAAAAUACCUUCAGAUGAACAUAUUGAUUUUAGCGACUCGAAUAUUGAUAGCAAAAAGAAAAGCGCUGUAAAUUAUUUUCAACAUUUGAGCCCUAGUAAUACCUUGGAUGACGUAAUAACGGCUGUCAUCGAACACAAUAUUUCUCAUGAUCCUUUCGAAAUGCAAACUCAACACUAUAUCCUAGAACAGACUGAAGGCCAUAAAAAUAUCACGAAAUUAGAAAAGAAUAAGGAUAUUACUCAUAAUGGAUCAAAAGAAUUUUCCAUUUCCUCAAAUCUUGUAGAUGUUGGGAGUGAUAGAGAUACAGAAUUCCCUAAUUUUGUAAAAUCCUCGCAUAUAUUUUACCCUGAUGUCUCCCACUCUUGGCUUUGCCAUGGAUCCGUCCUGCACUUGAAACAUAGGCACUCCCCUAUCAACACCAAUACACGCGUCAAAACUAAAAAUAACGAGAAACACCAAAAUAGAUGCAGUGAUUAUAAUACUCUCAUAAAGCCAGCUAGAUUGAAUUUCGACAAUGACAAAAAUGAAAAGGACCAAAUUCACGAAAUAAACGAUUAUCAGUUAAUCGUUUCUUGUUUUAAUAAAAACGAUAAGAGGACUGAUCUUACUACAUCUAAAUCAACAAGGUUGAUAGACACAACUAAAUUCCGUGAAAAUAAAGAACACAACAUGGAUAGUUCAAAUAACUCUAUAAAAGGUGAAGACAAGCUUAAAAGUGAUCAUUGCAAUAGAUAUAGAUUGCUAGAGCUGUUUAGGAUAGCUUGGAAGGCCAAUAAGCCUGUAUUAGUUUCUGGUAUACACACUUCAUUAGACCCAUCCUUAUGGAAUCCUAAAUGGUUUCUUUCGGCAUUUGGUCAUUGCUACAACGAUAUCGUGGAUUGCAGAAAGAAUAGCCUUAUCAAGAAUUUGCCCGCGCGAGUCUUUUGGGAAGGAUUCAUCAAUCCGCUAAAACGCUUACCUGAUGAUGAUAUCAUGCUAAAAUUGAAGGAUUGGCCUGGGACAGAUGAUUUUGCUGAAAUCCUUCCACGCCAUUAUGCUGAUCUGACAUCUUCCCUUCCAUUACCGGAAUAUACCACUCGUGAUGCCAUUUUUAAUAUGGCUGCUUGCUUGCCCAAGGUUUUUGUCAAACCCGACUUGGGUCCUAAAAUGUACACUGCUUACGGUACAACAAAGUAUCCUAAAGAGGGCACCACCAAUCUACACAUGGAUAUUAGCGAUGCCACUAACGUCAUGGCUUACGUUGGGGUCCCAAAUGAUUCCUUAAAUAAUCAAAUUCCGGAAUCUGAAUUGAAUGACUAUUUUUUCGAUUUUUCAAAUGAAAUUUCCGAUUCCGACCCCGAUUAUGGCAGAGUUAUUGAUAAAAGGAAAAACAAAAAAUUAUUUUCCCGUUCUGUGUGGCGAGCUAUCAAAGAUGCUGGAACGGAUGAAGCGACACUUGAAAGAUUAAAAAGUGGAAAAUUUAUUCCUGGUGCUAUAUGGCAUGUUUACGAACCAAAAGAUGUCCCCAGAAUUAGAGAGUUUCUCAAAAAGUUAUCAAGAGAGAAUGGCAAUGCCGAGUUCUUGCCUCACCACGAUCCUAUACACGAUCAAGAAGCCUAUUUAAAUGAUGAAUGCAAUAAAAGGCUGAAACUUGAAUACGGAGUUCAUGGAAUGGUGUUGAUUCAGUGUUUGGGCGAUGCCAUUUUUAUUCCUGCUGGAGCCCCUCAUCAAGUUAGGAAUUUAUAUUCUUGCAUCAAAAUAGCUGAAGAUUUUGUUUCACCCGAACAUUUGACAAGCUGUUUAAAUUUAACAGAUGAGUUUAGGAAGCUUUCCGAUAACCAUUCUAAUCAUGAGGACAAAUUGCAAAUCAAAAAUAUUAUAUAUCACACUAUCAAAGAUGUUUGCUCCAUAUUGAAUCAAUAGAUAUUUUAUGAUGAAUUCUAACACUUGAUGUAUUUUGUUUCUCGUCAAAGAGAUAUGUGACCUCCUUUAAAUACAACCAGUCACAAAAUGAUAACCUUCCCUUCCUGCUAUGUAUGUUUAAAAUUGGUAUCAAUAGCUAAAUGUAAAAUCUCAACACACUUUCGUUCAAACUUAAUUUAUUUUGUAUUUAUAAAAUUUUUGCUCUUAUAUUUUGAUAUUUAUAUUAUUUUAAAAAAUAAAAGAAACGCUUAUUAGUUAAAAUUAAC
This is a messenger RNA of Gordionus sp. m RMFG-2023, 7016 nucleotides long. RefSeq lists its product as uncharacterized. Gene Ontology annotation, biological process: regulation of transcription by RNA polymerase II. Lineage: Eukaryota; Metazoa; Nematomorpha; Gordioida; Chordodea; Parachordodidae. Gene Ontology annotation, molecular function: transcription coregulator activity; chromatin DNA binding; histone H3K9 demethylase activity. The transcript has 17 exons. The record is from RefSeq and is a predicted model, not a curated record. The coding region runs from base 205 to 6750 and encodes 2181 amino acids. Gene Ontology annotation, cellular component: histone deacetylase complex; chromatin.